ACUGGCUCAGGGGCUCCAAGCCCCAUCCACCCUGGCCUGGAACCCCUCCAGGGAUGGGGCAGCCCCCACUGCUCUGGGCACCCUGGGCCAGGGCCUCCCCACCCGCACAGGAAAGCAUUUCUCCCUCAGAUCUCAUCUCAAUCUCCCCUCUCUCAGCUUCAAACCGUCCCUCUCUUCCUAUUCCCGCGCUCCCUGAUACGAUGUUUAGUUUUGAAGUUGGACGCGGGCUGUUUUCCCCCCGGCGCUUGGCAGACGGAGACAAACACCACAUUCCUGCUCCACUUUCUCACUGCAGUCAAACGGAGCUCGAGCCAAGGGCAGCCCCUCCUUCGGCCCCGCUCCGCGAUGCCGCCCGGGCGCGCUGCGAGGGACGGACGGACGGACGGAGGGAUGGAUGGAUGGAUGGAUGCCUGCACCCCCUCCCGGGACACGGGGCACGGCGCCAGGGGACAGCCGCACCAACGGGGGAUGGGGACAAACGGGACCAAGGGAGAACAGAGCACAACGAGGAGAGCGAUGGCGGAUGGGGACGAGGUCGACGAAGAGCGACACGGGGACAAAAAAAGGGGAGAAGCUUUCUCUUCUCCAGGCUGAACAACCCCAUCUCUCUCAGCCUGUCCUCGGAUGGAAGGUGCUCCAGCCCUUGGAUCAUCUUUGUAGCCUCCUCGGGACCCGUUCCAACAGCUCCAUAUCCUUAUGCUGGGGAUCCCAGAACUGGACGCAGUGUUCCAGGUGGGGUCUCAGCGGAGCGGAGCAGAGGGGCAGGAUCCCCCGGCCACGCCGCUCGGGAUGCAGCCCGGGACGUGGGAGGUGUCUGGGCUGUGAGAGCCCUCCUCUGCCGGGCCGCUCUCCAUCCCAUCAUCCCAUCACCCCCCACCGUGUGCUGGAAUCAGGGAUUGCACCGAUCCAGGCGCUGGGCGCAGCUGUACCUCACAAGGUUUACACAGCCCCCCUUCUCCAGCCUGUCCAGGUCCCUCCGGAUCAGAGCCCGUCCCUCCGGCGGGGCCACCGCCCCGCUCAGCCCGGUGCCCUCUGUCAGUGUCACUGCUGAAGGGCCAUCAGACAGCGGCGGCGCCAGCGCGGACCCUGAGGGACCAUAACACCCCCCGGGCAGAGCACAUCCCCCCUGGAGCACAACAUCCCCCCUGGAGAACCGGGACAGACACCCCGGCCGAGCCGCGGCGGCAUCUGCGGCUGAUAAGGGGGGGCCAGAGAUAGCCAUGCAAAUGUAUGCAAACGCGGGUCCCCCACCCGAGCCCUCCCGGGCUGCUCGGAGCCGCGGCGCCGGGCGGGCACCGGCAAUUAGCGGAAAGUUAAUCACCCCGAAGAAGAAAAACACCCUCAAACCGCAGCAUCCCUUCGAUCCCUCGGGCCGGGCCGGUUUGUGUCGUUACAGGGCGGGGGGGACGGGAGGAGGGGAAACGGCUCCGGAUGGGAAGGGGAAAGAUGAGAUCUGGGGAAGGAAUCCUCCACGGUGAGGGUGGGGAGGCCCUGGCCCAGGGUGCCCAGAGCAGUGGUGGUGCCCCAUCCCUGGAGGGGUUCCAGGCCAGGUUGGAUGGGGCUUGGAGCCCCUGAUCCAGUGGGAGGUGUCCCUGCCCAUGGAUAGGGGUGGCACUGGAUGGGCUUUGAGGUCCUUUCCAACCCAAACCAUCCCAGGAUUCUACAAUCACCACCAGCGCCCACAGACAGAGGCCCAUCCCAGUCCACUCCUGCUGCGCAUGGGAGGUGCGGGGAAAGCCGGUUUGAUUCCACCUUCCGAGGGGAACAGUGUCGCUCUGAAAGCGAGUAGGGAGGGGAUAACCAGAACCAUCAGCUGAAAACCCAGCACGGCCAAUUUCUUUAAUUGUAAGCCAAUUAAACUUCUGGUCAGACAGCCAAUCUGUAAUUGUUUAUCGAACACCGGGUAACCAAGAACCUGAUGAACAUCAUAAACCAUCAGGCCAGAUGGAAUGCCAUUCACCGCUAGGUGAGCUGCGACUAAGGCAUCGCAGGUGCCAGCAACUACAUUAACACAGAAGAAAAAGUCUUCUCUGCUGGCAAUAGGGGAACAAUCUUUAACAAGGAGUGACCAGAGCAAGUGGAAACACCACCCCAAGGGUCAGAAUUCAAACCCGAUCGCCCAAAGCAGCUGUGGCUGCCCCAUCCCUGGAGGGGUUCCAGGCCAGGUUGGAUGGGGCUUGGAGCCCCUGAUCCCAUGGGAGGUGUCCCUGCCCAUGGCAGGGGUGGGACUGGAUGGGCUUUGAGGUCCCUUCCAACCCAAACCAUUCCAUGAUUAUAAUGUCUUAUCAAAUGUGACCACAAAAUUUCCUUAACUGCUUGCUUAGUACCUGAAGGUCGGAGAGCACGUAGACUCCAGCAUUCCCACUGGUGGCUUCCUGAGCCAAGAAGGGAGGAAAGGGAAGCCAGGAUCGUUGUGCUGCUUCUGCACACAGGCCCAAGGAGGCAGCUUUGGAGUGAGCGUCUGGGAGCACAGGGAAAGGGAGAGAAGCAAGGAGCAAGUGAAGGAUGGAAAAAAGAGUGCACUUGGCAGGAGAGAAAGAGGGUUAACACAGGGACAGAAGGGUCCGGUCAGAGAAAAGGAUGGGGGUGGUCUUGGAUGCCCCGAAUGCCUUCAUGCCUUCAUUCAAAGCCAACUCCAGGAGCCCAGACUGCACAGAAAACUUUUCUGAGUUUAUUAUGACUCUGUUAUUAUUUUGCUUCCUUCAUGAAUGGCUUCUCCCAGAUUUUCUAGGGGGAGGAAAGUCUGUUCUGCACACUUGUAGACUGGAUGGAACACCCCUAUCCCUCCCUCCUCAAACCCCAAGGCUUCUCUGUUUUGUUAAAUAAAUAUAUAUUGUGGGGAAAAAAAAAAAAAAGGGAAAAAGGCUUCUGAAAACCCUGUGCUGGGUUCAUCGCUACACGCAGAAAAACUGCUGUUACUUUGAACGGGAACAGCUGCCAAUCAAGGAACUCAAAGCUACUUUUCUUCCAGACGUGAAGAAGAAGUUUUCUUCCAGAUGUGCAUCCAGCCCUGGUGCGUGACAAACCUCGCUGCAGAUGUAGUUUACAAAAUGGACCAACUGUAAGGCUGUCUUUUUGUUAAAACCCUCUGGAAACCAAGCAACCCACCCCAAGAAAAAGCUGCUGACCUGAACAUGCCGUGUGUCUGUGUGCGGGUGGGGGCUCCUCCGGUGUCGUAGGGCGACACUCCGAGGAGUGCAAGGAUCACACUACAGAGACUGCAAAACAAGCCAAAACUUCAUAAACUCAUAGAGUCCCUAGGUUGGAGAAGAGGUCACUCAUAAACCACUUAAUCUUCACCUCCGGCUGCCCUGCAGCCUGGCAGCGAGCGGGCAUCGCUGGGGCGCGCUCUCAGGGGAUGGGGCAGGAGCAUCGCAGUCCAGGAGAGUGGCUUGAAUUCUUGGAUGCUGUACGCAGUACGUGCCCGUUGAGAUGCAAAAUUACACUGCAGAUGGUGGCUUUAGACGUAAAUCCCUAAUGACAGAGUGAAGGCAGCACUUUGAAGGGUGAUACUCACCCAGCACCGCCCCACCACACGGUGCCUGUACAAACCAGCACCAGGUUCUUCUUUCCAGAGGGGCUGCACAGAAAACCUGAGGUGAAAAGCCAAGGCAGACCUUUGGGGUGGGGUUCAGGUACGAAACAAGAUCCACACUUUGCUUGUCCAGAGUUGCUUUCAUUGGGUCCAGGGAAGAUCUCAGAAGUGUUUUAGCAGCUUCCUGGCUUGGGAGCAUCGAGUAGCGAUAGAAACCGUGGUCCAAACCAGCAGUGAACAGUAAGACACUAAAUAAAACCAGUAAAAGGGAAAACUACCCACAGCACAGAGUGCUUCAAAUUCUUAUUUUCAUUUCAUUUUAACUUUUAGACUAAAAAUACCCUGUCCCAACUGCCCCUUCUUCCAUUUCUUCCCUCUCUCCCACCUCAAAUAAAGAAUAGGGAAUCUGGUUAAGAACAGUGGUAUUUCUGUGCCCCACCUUCACAGCGCACCUCUUCGAUGCACUCAUUGAUUUCUGGUCAUUCUAAUACAGACUCCCCAGAAAGACUAAAAAAUUAACCUUUGAAUAUCAAGAUUUUCUACUAAUGCAGCAGUUUCCUAUAACAGGAGAGACUCUGGGAUGCCAGAUCCACUUUAAACUCAUUUCUGUACAGGAUUUUGUCUUCUGAACCUGGCUUAAUAUAGGAUUGCAAAGCUCUAAACUCUGAAAAGCAGAAUUGAUUAACGUGGCAGCCCCGAGUAAGGAGAGAUGAUGGAGUGUCCAGCUGGUGACGCCUCCUUCGAUCCGCCAUCCUGCUUACUCUGCCCGACCUCCAGACUCCUGUUUUCACGCUGCCUUUCUCUGCCCACCCAAAGCCUUCCAGUCCGGCAGGGGAAGGGCUGCACUCGUCUGAGGUGUCUCGGAGGUCCUCCUCUCCAGCUCCUCGCUCGCCAUAACCCAUUUCCCAGGUACCUUCUGGGAUUUUCAGACUGCAGUAAUGGAAAGUCAACCAGCUCGUCUCCCAACCUCUCAGCACAGAACAUUCCCUCCUAACGCUGCUGGACACACACGCCUUUCAAGCAGUAAUUACCAUUUUGAGCACUCACAAGUUACACCAUCCCCUAACACACCCGCGAUCCGCCCACAAAAGGCUGCUGCUCUCAGACUGAAUUCCUACCUGGGAAGCGAGGGGUUUCUCUGGCGCUGGUUUAUCAUAGCGAAUGUCAGUUCUUAGACGUGGGUACAUUUCAUAGUGUCAUAGAAUCACGUGGUUGGAAAAGACCUUCGAGAUC
Molecule: messenger RNA, 4768 nt
Organism: Cuculus canorus (common cuckoo)
Lineage: Eukaryota; Metazoa; Chordata; Aves; Cuculiformes; Cuculidae
Exons: 2
Coding region: 54-1100 (348 amino acids)
Source: RefSeq, a predicted model, not a curated record